AACAACAUGCAAAGUGGACAGAAAACCCAAACUGUGAUUUUAGCGAAAAGUACUGGCUUUGUGCCUCUCUUACAUGUUUCCAUUUUACUUCAUAACGGGAGGCGCGGGAUUAUUUGAAUCACGGAGGCAAAAUUUGGGCAUCAUUGGCUGAAGAUAAGAUGAAAGAAGACUUGAAAAUAUGUCGAUGCUCUGUGACUAUUAAUUCAGACACACCUUUCACAAACAGAGGGGAUCAGUGGUUAAAAACACUGCAGUUUCAUCAAAAGAAGCUAAUGGAGGAUUUCUGUUGAUUUUUUUGUCCCUCCCAUGAGAAAGAUAAAAAAUACGAAGGAAAGAAUGUGUAUACAAAUUGAGAUAAGGGGAAGGCUGAAGAGAGUAACUUAAGCUUUCGAAUCUGUUUUCCAAGUGCUGUAAAUUCCCUAAUUCAUCAAAUGCAAAGCAUUGUUUUGAAUAAAUUCUAUGAUUUUGUGAUCAGUGGAGUUUUUUUUGUCAGCUCUAGAAGUGGAAUUUGACCUGAGUGAAAGAUAUAAAAAAGGAGAUGUAUGAUUCUUAAUUCCUGUUUUCAAAUCAACUUUUUUCCAGCGUUUUCCACUUAGGAAUACAGCGUUUCAGUCUGUUACUGUAAAUUGUAAUCCUGUGUUUUAUCUGAAAAAUCUCAGAGUUUUUACUUUCCCCCUGAUUUUAGUAUUUAUGCUUUAAUUUUAUAUUUGAGAAAAGUGUGAACAGACAAGGUACCUGCUAUUUAACUUUCAACAGGCACACUAUUUUGAGUGUCAUACCUCAGAUUACCAGUAAACUGAGUAUCUGUUAGAAUUUACAAUACAACCUAAGUCUUUUCUUUUAAGAAAAAGAAAAAUGCCUUAACAUUUUUUUUUUAACUAAUUGAAUCCAAGUUUGAUGUCUGAAUAUUAUGUUUUGUUAGGAGAUGCAUGCCUGGGGGAAAGGAACUGCCUAAUGGAUCAUGGCUCUGAUGUUUACAGGACAUACCUUAUUCCUAGCAUUAAUGUUCUUUGCUGUCUUCACUUUUGAAGAAUCAGUAAGCAAUUACUCUGACUGGGUGACUUUCAUAGAAAAUGUAGAUCGGUAUGAGAAACAGAAACUGCAAGGUCUUAGUGCUGAGCAGAAGCUGAAAAAAACUGUUCUUCAUCCAAGCUUGUAUUUCGAUGCCGAAGAUGUCCAGACAUUGAGGCAGAAGGCUCAUACAAGCCAUUUGCAUCUAUUUAGAGCGAUCAGAAGUGCAGUGACAGUUAUGUUAUCCAACCCAUUAUACUACCUACCUCCACCCAAGCAUGUUGAUUUUGCUGCAAAGUGGAAUGAGAUUUAUGGUAACAAUCUGCCACCUCUAGCGUUUUAUUGUUUGCUGUGCCCCGAAGAUAAAGCUGCCUUUGAUUUUGUUCUAGAGUAUAUGGAUAGAAUGGCUGGUUACAAAAACUGGUUGGUUGAGAAUGCACCUGGAGAUGAAGUGCCGCUUGGUCACUCCCUAACAGGAUUUGCCACAGCUUUUGACUUUUUGUAUAAUUCACUGGAAAAUGGGAGAAGACAAAAAUACUGGGAGAAGAUACGGUCUGUAAGCGAGGAAAUGUAUGAGUACUCAAAGGUUCGUGCGUGGGGAAAGCAACUUCUCCAUAAUCAUCAAGCAACUAAUAUGCUUGCCUUGCUUACUGGGGCCUUAGUUACAGGUGUGGACAAGGAAUCUCAGGCAAAUAUUUGGAAACAUACUGUUGUUGAUGUGAUGGAGAAAACAAUGUUUCUGCUCAAUCAUAUUGUAGAUGGAUCUCUGGAUGAGGGAGUAGCUUAUGGGAGUUACACGGCCAAGUCAGUGACCCAGUAUGUUUUCCUGGCCCAGCGCCACUUUGGUAUUAACAACUUGGAAAAUAAUUGGCUCAAAAUGCACUUUUGGUUUUACUAUGCCACCCUAUUACCAGGCUUUCAGAGGACUGUGGGCAUAGCGGAUUCUAAUUACAACUGGUUUUAUGGUCCUGAGAGCCAGCUGGUUUUCUUGGAUAAGUUUGUCAUGAAGAAUGGAGCUGGCAACUGGCUGGCACAGCAGAUCAGAAAACACAGACCCAAAGAUGGGCCAAUGGUGCCAUCCACUGCACAGAGGUGGAGCACGCUGCACACUGAGUUUAUAUGGUAUGCUGCAGAACUCACUCCUCAGCCUCCUCCUGACUACGGCACUGCGAAGAUGCAUGUGUUUCCUAACUGGGGAGUUGUUACUUAUGGGGCUGGAUUGCCAAACAGUCAGACAAAUACCUUUGUGUCUUUCAAGUCUGGAAAACUCGGUGGACGUGCUGUCUAUGAUAUUGUUCACUUUCAGCCAUAUGCCUGGAUUGAUGGAUGGAGAAGUUUCAAUCCGGGACAUGAACAUCCAGAUCAGAACUCAUUCACUUUUGCUCCCAAUGGACAGGUGUUUGUAUCUGAGGCUCUUUAUGGACCUAAAUUCAGCCACUUGAACAACGUGUUGGUAUUUGCCCCAUCUCCUACAAGCCAGUGCAACCAGCCUUGGGAAGGGCAGCUUGGUGAGUGUGCCCAGUGGCUGAAGUGGAUUGGUGAUGAGGUUGGAGACUCAACAGGAGAAAUUAUAACAGCCUCCCAGUCUGAGGACAUGAUGUUUGUGAGCGGUGAGGCAGCAUCUGCUUACACAUCAUCAAUGAAAUUGAAAAGUGUAUAUCGCAUUUUGCUACUCUUAAAUUCUCAGACAUUGUUAGUUGUGGACCAUAUUGAGAAGGAGGAGGACUCUCCUGUUAAUUCAGUCAGUGCCUUUUUUCAUAAUCUUGACAUUGACUUUAAAUACAUGCCCUAUAAAUUUAAGAACAAAUACAAUGGGGCUAUGAUGGAUGUGUGGGAUGCCCACUAUAAGAUGUUUUGGUUUGAUCAUCAUGGGAGUAGUCCCGUUGCUAGGAUACAAGAGGCAGAACAAGCUGCUGAAUUCAAAAAGCGAUGGACUCAGUUCGUAAAUGUUACUUUUCCUAUGAAAACCACACUUAAAAGAAUUGUUUACCUUUUCUCUGGCCCAUAUGUCAAUGUUUCUAGCUGCAGAUUCAUUGACAAUGCAAGAUCUGGAUUUCAAAUUUCACUCAAUGUAAACAACACUGAAAAUACUAUCUCUGUUGUGACUGACUAUCAGGAUUUAAAGACAAGGUUCAGUUACUUGGGAUUUGGUGGUUUUGCCAAAGUAGUUCGUGAAGACAAAGUGACCAAGUUUGGUUUAGGUACUGAAUCUUUGGAAAAACGGAUAAAUAAUAAUAGGAUGGUUUUCCCAUUUGGAUUCAAAGUGAACAUAAUUGCAGGGUUAAUUUUGGGUGUUAGUUUGGUCAUACUGGCUUUUCAGUGGCGGUUUUACAUCUCCUUCAGUAAAAUGUUGCGUUGGAUCUUAAUACUGGUUAUCACACUGUGGCUUAUUGAACUGGUGGAUGUGUGGAGCACUUGUACGCAGCCCAUCUGUGCAAAAUGGAGCAGUGACAUGACAAGGCUAGAACAUGAUAAAGGCAAUAAAGCCAAACAAUUAGAAGGAAACCCUGUUGUUUUGCCAGAUGUUAUCAUUACUUCACUUCCCGGUUCUGGCGCAGAAAUUUUAAAGCAACUGUUUUUCAAUAGCAGUGACUUCUUAUACAUCAGGAUACCUACAGCCUAUCUAGAAAUUCCUGAGACUGGAUUUGAAAUUGAUUCCUUUGUAGAUCAAUGUGAAUGGAAGAUUUCUGAUGUCCGGAAUGGUCAUUUUCGACUUCUCCAAGGGUGGUUCCAGUCUCUAGUUCGAGACACAAAGUUACAUUUACAAAACAUUAAUUUAUAUGAAGCCAGCAGAAGUAAAAUUGCUCAGCAUUCUACCAUAAGCAAGGACAAAAAGAAAAGAUCCAAAAAGAGAGAAUCUCUGUCAGAGCAAAGAAGCAGGGCAAGAACGAGUCAAGAUAAAGAUGCUGAAUAUAUUAGGGAUCUGAGGAGACACCUUGUCUAUUAUCCUAAUGCACGGCCUGUUCUCAGUUUAAGUAGUGGGAGCUGGACAUUAAAGCUUCCUUUCUUUCAAGAAAUCCUAGGAUCUUCAAUGAGAGCAUUAUAUGUCGUAAGGGACCCACGGGCAUGGAUUUAUUCAAUGUUGUACAAAAAUAAGCCAAGCCUCUACUCCUUGAAAAACGUUCCACAACGCUUAGCUGCAAUGUUUAAAUGGCAAAAUGGUAAAGGAAAAUGUAGUUUAAAUGAAGGCUAUGCCUUUGAAUAUGAAUCACUAAGAGAAGAACUUGCAAAUUCUAAUUCAGAUGCUGUUUCUGUGUUGUCCUAUUUAUGGCUAGCAAACACAGCAGCGGCACUGAGAAUAAAUGGGGACCUGCUGCCGACAAAUUAUCAGCUGCUCAAGUUUGAAGAUAUUGUAAACUUUCCUCAGAAGGUGGCUGAAACAAUUUUUGCCUUUCUUGGUGUUCCUCUUUCUCCUGCUAGCUUAAACCAAAUAUUAUUUGCCACCUCCACCAGUCUUUUCUAUCUUCCUUAUGAAGGGGAAAUUUCACCAAGUAGCAUUCACGCCUGGAAACAAAACAUGCCCAGUAAAGAAAUUAGACUGAUUGAAGAUAUCUGUUGUUCUCUAAUGGACCACUUAGGAUACCCAAAGUUUAUAGAAUAAAUGCUGCUGGUCAGCAAGAAUUUGCACUAAUGAUCUCUGACUCCCAAUUUGUGGAUAAGAAUUAGAGAAGUUUGUUUAUUCUUGUAAAAUGUGUACAGUCUGCUACUUCCAGAUAGAUUAUUUUGUGAAAAACAUAGUUGUUUUUUCUUUUUUGUUUCUUUUUUUUUUUAACUUGUAACUACUUUUGCUGCCUUUCAAAUAAAGCUAUGUGAACCUUUACAGGACUGUCAGCUGGGGAGUAUAUAGCUCAGGGGAUUAGUAAGAGGGUAUGGAGCUUUUCACCUUCAGCUUGCCAGUUUGGUUCUAGCCCAGGUGGUUAGUUCCCAAAAGUACUUAUCAUCUGAUGGUUGCGUGGUAGCUUAUAUGAAAUUAAACUGGUGGUAAUGACCGAGUUCCCAAUGGUGGUAAUUAGAGCUGUUGGACAGGUUUGCUGAUGCAUUCUUUCUGUCCCUCACUAUAGUGGUGCAAAUUAACCAUAAGCCCAGUUUUAAGGCUGUUCUGCCACUUCAGUUCUUCCUGCUUCAGUGGGAGAAAGCAGCCAGAGCAUUUGAGUGAAUCUAGUUCCUUUCUGACAGUCUGAGCAGAGAGGCCCAGGAACGGAAUGAACAUAGAUAUUAUCAAGUAUUGUUAUGUGAUAUGGUUCCUUCAGCUCAGAUGUGCCAUUUCUGUUGCGUUUUGUGCUUUGACUAAAGAGAAGACUUCAUUCUCCAGGCCUGACAAAGUGGUACCUUUUGUCAGCCUGAAGUAAACUAUCUGGAGAAAAAAGAAAUGGGACACAAUCCAAGAAACCUACAACAUCUCGCAAAAGAACAAUUGAAUAUGGAGAUUUUGUAUAAUUUUGGCCUGCCUCAUCGUGUCAACCUAACUCAAUUUUCAAGGUCGUUUACAUCGUCGCUUGCAGUGCAGCUUUAUCCUGUACAUCCUAUCUUAAGAGGUUCUGCAAGGAUUUUAUCUUUUUCUCUGAGAUUCUUCCAUCCUUCUUUCUUGUAAUACAUUUCUCUGCUGAUUCUUGUGCAGAACUUCAGAGGCCAGUGCAAAUGUUUAAUGUCAGUGGCGUAUUGUUGUUGUCUGUAUAAAACGACAAUCUAAGAUUUAGAAGACCAUAACGAAAUCUCCAGGUCUGUGUUGCUGAGGGAUGUUUUACUUCUUUGUAUAGUGUAUUUCUGCUGGACAGGCAUUGCUAACCUCAGGUUUUCUCUCGGAGGGGAAAUCUGAAAUUCCCCUUCCACCGCCACCUCACAUUUAAAUUAUGUUUCCCUUUAGUAAACUAUUUCCAAAGUCUGCUGAUUUUAUCAUGACUGAUAUUUCUUUAAAAUGGUGCUCUAGUAUAGUAUUGGUGUGGAAACAGACUUGAUGGGAUAGGUAUGUGUGUCAGUCAGAGCUCGUUUUCUUCUUGGAUCACACUCUUUAUGCAUGCCCAUUAAGAAAAGUUUCCUACUUCAACUUGCUCAGCAUUCUUUGGAAAUGCAUGCAUACUGUAAAUGUCUACAGAUGUGUAAAUCAAAUCACAAAGAGACAUCUGUUUCCUUUACCAUCUGUUUUUUAUUACAAAUGGAAUUGUCUUGAAAUAUGCUUCAACUGGUUCGUGGGAGCUGGGAUCAGAGUUUUGGUUUAUUAUAUUGAAAUAUGUGUGUAGAGUAGUUACUAUUUAUUUGGAUCAUGGACAAUGUCAAAAAUUUAGUGAGUUUUUUCCUGCAGGUUGCAGGUAUCUUUGCUGAUUUUUAAUACAGUGAAGUUCCUGCCUUUCCUUCCAACCUUAUUAUCUCCCUGUCCUACCCCACUUUCUUGCUCCUCGCAUACAUACAAUUCACAUCCUUUGCAGCAUGUUGUGAUAGAGCUCUCAUUUUGACCUAGAUGAAAGCAGCUCUUUCUCAGCCUUUCAUUAUUAUGUCAAAAUUGGCCUGUAGCAUGAUUAAGCUAUUGAUACAUUGAAGUCUCACUGAUCAUAACUUAGCUAUCAUUUUACUUUGAGUGUAAUAAGGAUUAGCAGCCUUUUUUUCCCCCUUCAUUUCUAAGUCUCACCUCUAGUAGGUGAAAUGUCACAUCAAAGAAAACAUUAAAGAAUGUUAAUGUACACUGACACGUUAGUGACACUUUGAUUUCCAAUUAUCUUUCAGGUUGGCUUCACUCUGAAGCCAUUUUUGAUUGUGCGUAAAAGUUAACCAUAUUGAUGUCUAUACAGUUUUAUGUACUUGACAGAAUAAGUCUCAGCAUUUGCUUUCUAUUUCCAGUAUUUAUGCUCUAGAAUUAGGACAAAUAAAAAGCCUUUCCCUUUCAGAUGUUUUAGGGCAGCUUCAGGUAAGAAUUAAGAGUGACUGUGUGUUUGUGGAAGUAGGAAGAGACCUUUAAAUCUCUUCCUAACAGUGCUGUAUGAAAUGUUAACAACAGACGAUAAACAAGCUUUUUGUUUGUUUCUGAGAAGCUGGGGUAGAGAGGGUCAUCUGUCAGUAGGUCAUCCCCAUUACUUUGAGAAUACAGGUUAUCCCAUGCAUAUAUAUCCAUAAUACAAGUCAUUGCUGUCAUUUGUUAAAUGCAAGAUUCAUUUCUUUACUGUACUUUCCAAGUCAAAAAUGCAUAAUCUAUUAUUCAGAUUUGGUUGCGUUGUGUGUUCCUUACACAGAUGUAAUAAGAUAGUAGAGAACUCUAGUCUUUAUUUUUGGAUCUUGUUGUGAGGGCAAAAGUAUUAAAACCAUUAUCUUAAAAAUAUGUAGAAGGAAAGGCAAUGUCUUUAAAAAGAACAGGAUAGGAAUACCCAAGAUCUGGCAAGUCUCCAAGUAAUUUUUAGUCAUAUAGCUGUUUUGUUGUGCUUUGGAUGAUACGUUACAUGACCCCUUGAGCAGUUAGUACCAGACAAGAUGCAUCCCAGCUGUAGAGUUGAUUGAUUGACUUUGUAUUGAAAUUGUGGCCUUGUACCCGAAUUAAUAGCAACCCUAGGCAUGGACAGUAGAAAGCUGAAGAAACAUGCGUAUGUUUGAAGAGAAUGCGUAUUAACAGAUCCAGAUCUAGGACUUUGUAGAAUAAAUUUUAGUUGUGAGAUCCAUUUCAUUUAUAGAUAAAAUUGACAAUUGUGAUUUUGAGAAGUAGGAUUGCUGUAAAGGCCUGGUAGUAAUAAUAAUAAUAAACACAAAACUUGCCUCUCUCUAUUAAAAGAUAAAUUCCAGUUUUAUGUCUGUGCUGAUCUUAAGUCAGAUCAGUCAUUAAAUACUUUUUUUUUUUUUUCUCCUCAUGCAAACAUUCCUCUUCAUACUAGUGUGGCUCACUGUAUGAGCAAGGUGAGUGAAAUUAUAUAUUAUGAAAUGAUUUUUGAUGUUGUGGGGAGUUAUUCACAAAAUUCACUUCUAUCACUAAUAUCCAGAGAAAGAAUAGUCACUAAGCAGGCCCAGACAUUAAUCUCCCCUUUCUCCCUAUAAAGGGACUUUAUAACUUUCAAUAAAACUUGCGAAUUAAAUUAGAUUUUUGUGAAAAGCAUAUCUAUUUAGGUAUGUUGGAUUGAAGAGUGUUCUAGUACUUUCAGAUAGCAUUUCAUAAAGAUGGUCAUUUUAUCUUAAACUUGCUUUCUAUUUCUCCCUGUUUUAAAUGUUGAUAAUUGUACUGUGUUAUAGUCUGAACUGCCACAUUAUGAGAGAGCUAAGAUUUUGACGUAUUUUUAAAAUUAAGACUUUAUUUAAAUAUUUUUCUCAGGAGCAGGUGUGGAAGCCUAAGAAAAAUUAACACCAAGAAAACAUUUCGAUUGUUUAUUUACUCUGUAACUAAGUUAUAUUGGCCUUGGGGAGAGGCACAUGGGCCUUGGCAUUCAAAGUUCCGUGAAAUAGCAUGAAUCUGCAAUCUUUGAACAUACCUAAAUGUCUCUAUGGUUCCCAGUGUGGAUUUUCCAAGAGCAAAGUCUUUGGAGAUAAGCCUCAAUAUCAUGAUCAGGUUGGUUCCUUUCUUGCUAUUAGCAUGCAGUUGGCUCAGUCCUCUUGUUGGAUUAAUGCUUGGACAGUUAGGAUCAAGAGCCGAAUUUAUGGAUCAGAUCUUCAGUUACAUUUAACUGAUAUAGCACUUGACACUCUAAUACUAUUCUGCUGAUGUUAGAGUGCAGAGUAAACAAGCAAAAAAUGCACUUCGGGUUUUAUAAAGAUAUUGAGUAAUAACUGCUGUGCAGAUCUGCUUGUCUUGGAUCAAAUUCUUUUUGUUAAACGUAAAAAAUGGCUUUACUUGCUAUUGAAAUUUCACCAUCUGACAAGCCAGAAGAGCCCUGGCCCCACUUGGUCAUCAGUUAUUAUUAGUCUUAAUGUUACUGUUUCACUGAUCAACAUGUUCAGACAUAAUCUGGAAUAUAGCAGUAUAUUUGCUUAAAACAUUGGAAGUGCACUAUUCAGUGGAAAGGAUAAAAAUAAAGUACAUCAGUAUAUCUGUAAGUUUACAAAAGAUUAGCCCUCUUGUGAGCAUCCAUUUGUUAGGUUCCAUAUGUUAGAAUAUUUUAUAGCUAAGGGUCUGAGAUAUUUAUUUGAGGAGACUUAAAAAUAAUUUAUCAACUUACUUUAUUUUUUAGUUACACAUACAGCUAUUCUCCCCAAGAAUAAGUACUGGAUCAAAACUGUUCCAUGAUCAGGUCGUCAUAAGUAUUCCUUCCUUUCUCUGGACUUUCUUUUAGUUUUGGUUUGGACUAAAAUAUUUAUCAUGAGUGAGCUGUUUUUCUGAGUUAGGAGUUUGUCUCAUAGUCUCAAAUUCCAUUUUAUUUAAUUUGUGUGUGGAAUAUCAUGCGCUGCAUUCAGAACUGGAUCUUAAGUAAAAUGCUGUCAUGCUGACCUUAAUGAAUAUUGUACCAUUGACUUGAACAGUACCAAAAUGCUCUCAUAUAUGUUUCUUUCUGGAAGAAACUGUGCAAAAUUUGUUGACUAAAUAAAUAUCUCUAAAUUGUUCUUCGUUAACCAUUCUGAGACAAGGUUAGCUGGUUUUAAAAGUGUAUAAAUGAUUUAUCUGGGGAUUUUUCUCCCUCUUCUGUAAAUAAGUGUCACCUUCUAGAGAAUUAUCAUCUACCUAUCCUGAAUAUUUCAGAAGAGCAGAAAUUACAGGAAGUGAAUACUUCAAAUGAUCAUGCAAAUUACUCUUCUUGAUAUCUGAUGAAUUAUGAGAAAAGGAAAUGCAUUUCAAUAGUGUGAAAAAUAUAAAUUAUUCUAUAACCCCUAUCAAAGCUACCUGUAGACUAUCUGAUGAAUUUUUAAAUUCAUGAAAUGAGGUAUAGAAAUAAACAAGUACUUUAAAUAAUGUAAGAAGAACAGUGUCAAAUGUCAGGACUUUGAUUUUCAUUACAGAGUAGAAAUUUGCUGAUACAUUAUCUGCAAUAUUCUCAUAAAGGAUGUGAACGGGUGAUUCUGUGCUAUCUCAGAAAAUAUUUAAUAAUGGAAAAAUGCUGUUUCACAUUAUUAAGAUGAUAUUGUUCUAAAUUAAACUAUACGUCUUUGAAGCCGACAAUAUGCUGAGAGUUAUAUGUAUUGUAGGAAAAUAAAGACAGUCUAAUUGCUUUCACACUUGUCUAAACGUGGAAAGGAAAGGUUUUUUACUUAUGCUAGUAUAACCUCAACCUUUAGUUUACUGCCUUUGCUGAGAAAGAUAACUGUGGUGCAUAAGAACAUGACCUAAAUUCAUCUAAUCUCACAUUAGAUAUUUUAACUGUAACACCUAAUGUAGGUGCCUUCUCACUCUAGAAUCAAUGGAAAGAGAGUGUUGUCUUCAGAGGUGAAUCAGACAUUACUUAUCUCUUCGUAAAUCCUCAAAAGCCUAGGGUGAUUAAAGUCCUCCUUUAGAUGCCUGCCAAAAGGCCUAACAUGAAGUGGGGUGAAUUUGGAUUUAACUGUGUAUGGUUUUGUGUCUUAAAUGAUUUCUGUGGCUGAGCAGUUCUAGUGCAUACAUACACUGUCAGAGAAAAUUUUAUGAAACAUCAUACAUAAAAUAAAACUUGUUAAUAAA
Messenger RNA from Struthio camelus australis, 10564 nucleotides. It is a transcript of the gene DSEL, whose product is annotated as dermatan sulfate epimerase like. Gene Ontology annotation, molecular function: chondroitin-glucuronate 5-epimerase activity; sulfotransferase activity. The record is from RefSeq and is a predicted model, not a curated record. Lineage: Eukaryota; Metazoa; Chordata; Aves; Struthioniformes; Struthionidae.